CAUCCUGCCUUGCGAAUGAUCCUUGGAGGUCGGUGCUCGAAAGGGGAGCGAAGAGUUUCAUUGCGAGGCCCGGAACUGGCGUCUGCUUCUACCCGGAGAAGCCUGACUGAGGAGCCGGAGUGAUUUCUAUUGUCCCCUCUGCUCAGUCCCAACUUCCGCUUGUGAGGAACUGGCCUUUGUCUUUCCAACCUAAGGGGAUCUGGACUCAACAUCCCCACAUGCGUAAGUGGCCAGUCUUUGCUUUAAGACAAAAUCUGGCAGAUGAAGAAAGUGACCCUUUGGACAUGUUGGAGCAGGAAUUGAAGUUGGGAGAGCAAGAUCCAGCUGGUGCUGGAGUAAGAAGGAGCCCCAAUGCCAUCAGAUGUGGGAGCUAUGGGGAGUUCUGGGACAGGACCGUGCAAAAGGUCAUAGUCAAGGAGGAGACCCUCACCCUGGAUCUCCAGUGCCAGCGUUUCAGGGGGUUCCGUUACCAAGAGGCCAAAGGGCCCCAAGAGGUCUGCAGCCGACUCCACCAUCUUUGCUGUGAGUGGCUGAAGCCGGAGCAACACACCAAGGGUCAGAUCCUGGACUUGGUGGUCCUGGAGCAGUUCCUGGCUGUCCUGCCCUUGGAGAUGGAGAGCUGGGUGAGGAAAUGUGGAGCGGAGACCAGUUCCCAGGCGGUGGCCCUGGCCGAAAGCUUCCUCCUGAGCCAGGCAGAGGUUGUGAAGCAGGAAGAGCAGGAGGGCCUGUUUGAAGAAGAGGCCUCUGAUUUCCCUGAGGCAGAGAAGGCCCCAUUGGGCUCUCAGCAGAGGCUGCUGUCCAAGUGGAUCAAGCAGGAGGAGGAUGGAGGUACCACCUUGCAGGGAGAUAUAUCAACAGCACCAGCAAUAUAUUCUACCUCAUCUCUUCCUUCUGGUCCAGUGGAAACAGCAUCUGGGCAAUUGGAUCAGGUUUCCUUUAAGGAGGCGGCUAUGCAUUUCAUUGAAAAGGAGCGGGUCCUGCUAGAUCCAGGCAAAAGGUCCUUGCACUGCACAAUCAUGGCUGAGAACUGUAGUGCUGUGGCCUCUCAGGGUGGAAAGAGCUCUAAUGGGAAGAGAACUCUAACUAAUCAUCAAGGAAAUCACACAGGGAAGAAACCAUAUACAUGCCUGGAGUGUGGGAAAAGCUUUACACGGAAGAGAAGUCUCACUAUACAUCAAAGAAAUCACACAGGUGAAAAGCUGUAUAAAUGUCUGGAGUGUGGGAAAGGCUUUACACAGAAGGGACACUACAUUACGCAUCAAAGAUCUCACACAGGGGAAAAGCCAUUUAAAUGCCUGGAGUGUGGGAAAAGCUUUGCGCAGAAGGGACACUUUACGGCACAUCAAAGAUCUCACACAGGGGAAAAACCAUAUAAAUGCCCAGAGUGUGGGAAAGGUUUUACACAGACAACACACCUCACUACACAUCUGAGAUCUCACACAGGGGUUAAACCAUAUACUUGCCUGGAGUGUGGGAAAAGCUUCAGUGUGAAGGCAACCCUCCGUUCCCAUCAAAGAUCUCACACAGGAGAGAAGCCGUAUAAGUGUCUGGAGUGUGAAAAAAGCUUCAGUAUGCUUGCAAACCUUAGAAGACAUGAAAGAAUUCAUGCUGGGGAGAAGCCAUACAAAUGCUUCACAUGUGGAAAGGGCUUCAGUAAGAAGGCAAGUCUAAAUGAUCACCAAGAACGUCACAUGGGGGAGAAACAAUCCACAUACAAAUUCUUUUAAAUAAAUAUCCGUGCUCGGUGUGUGUAAAGAACUUUGCACAGAAGAGAAGCCUCACUAUACAUCAAAUGAGUCACACUGGAGAAAAGCCAUAUAGAUGCCUGCAAUGUGGAAAAAGUGAUAAUUAUAGGAAAAACCUCUCCUACCACACACCAUGUCACAUGAAAUACAGGGAGUGCAGAAACAACUUCACUUGGAAGAUGACAUUCACUGCACAUCAAAGAACUAACAUAGUGUGGACAUUGUAGAAGGCCAGGAGAUUAAUUCCAUAAAGGAAGCCACAGACCUGAAUGUACAAGAUCUGAUCAGGGUGCUUUAUAACAGAUACUACUGGAGAUCACUGAUUCUUAGGGUCAUAAGUCAUAAUCGACUUGAAGGCACAUAAUAACAAAAAAGAGCAUAGGAUGACCUACGAACACAAUAAAAUCCUUGGCUCAGUUUUUGAGUGGCUGAUGGUGAAUGUACUGAAUCUUAAUCCAGACAAGGUGGGGGAUAGCAUUAGUUGGAGUUCUGUUGAUGCACUGGGAGGGGCAUGGAGAGGAAGUGUUCACUCUCUUUUUUGCUCCCGGGCUUAAUUCGUAGUGUGGAUCUUGACCUUUUUAAAGCCCUGAACAGCCUGGGGACCAGAGUAUCCCAUGCUUAUGAGUGCUGUGACUUUGUCAGCAUGAGCAUGAAACACAUGAGCUGAUUUUCCUUAGCACAGUUUUUUUUUUCUUAAUCUGUGAUUGAUUUGUUCCAGUACAGAAGAGGCAAUAUUUGGCCACUGGGGAGUAUUUCACCCUUCUUCCCAAGAGCACAGCCAGUUCUACCGAGAUUGCUGUGCAGAUGCCCUGAAAUGUUGCUGUGCGACAUAGCGAGUGAGACAGCACCCAUCAUUUCCCCCAUCUCUCUUUUUGGGUAGUGAUCUGGCAGCUGGUGAUCUUGAGCAUCAGAAAGACAGGGAGUGCAGAAGGGACUUCCCCAAAGCUUUGUGUGUCAGAUUCCCCUCAAACCUCGCUCCUUCUCUGAAAUCUUUGGCUUAAUCUCCUGCUCAUAAUCCCAGACAGGAACUCAAGUAAAGCCUAAAAUCAAAACCACUGGAACCGCUUAUUGAAUUAUCACUUGGGAAUCUUCCCCCACUUCAGUUAAUGCAUCUCACCACCCCACACCCCCCGUUGAUUGGCUCUCUGUGUCAUGUACCAUCACAGAGGUGGUUCCAGGUGCGUUUCCACCUGAGACACCUAGAAAAACCUGAGCUUUGUUGACUUGUGGAAAUUUGGAAAUCGCUUUUGACUGGUUAAAUGCUAGCUAGUUGUUGCCCCAUUACCUAAGCAUCCCUGUAAUGUGCGAAUAAUAAUUAGCAGUGAAUCCUGAGGCUAUCAGCAAACGAAACAUUCCUCUUCCCCUGCAAUCCUUUUUUUCUUAUCCCUCUGUAAGGGAUUUUUUAUUGUUAUUAUUUCUGAUGGUGUUUGGUUGGAAAAGCUGGGGGCGGGGUUGUGAAUUGUGUUUGAGCUGUCUUUUCGCAUCAAUCUUUCUGUUAGAUUUCUAAGCCACCCUGGAAUACAGGCGGAGUAUAAAUGUCCGAAUAAACAAAUAAAUCUUU
Molecule: messenger RNA, 3306 nt
Organism: Rhineura floridana
Lineage: Eukaryota; Metazoa; Chordata; Lepidosauria; Squamata; Rhineuridae
Product: zinc finger and SCAN domain-containing protein 2-like
Exons: 5
Coding region: 219-1727 (502 amino acids)
Biological process (GO): regulation of transcription by RNA polymerase II
Molecular function (GO): DNA-binding transcription factor activity; RNA polymerase II cis-regulatory region sequence-specific DNA binding
Source: RefSeq, a predicted model, not a curated record